Stylonychia lemnae is the source of this 384-nucleotide messenger RNA. The record is from the annotation of a GenBank genome assembly. NCBI's taxonomy places the organism in Eukaryota, Ciliophora, Spirotrichea, Sporadotrichida, Oxytrichidae.
AUGAAUAAGAGCUAUACCUCUGACUUUGAGGAAUAGAAACAAAAUUAAAAUUUCUCGAAUAGAUAAGAUAAAGACAACACAUCCAUUAAGGAAGUAAUCAUCAUGAAUAAAAAUAAGAGAAACAUUGAUUCUCUCAGGGAUGAAUCAGAGAAAAGUCCUUUGAUACUAUAAAUUGAUAGCAAUUUUAAACAAUCUGAUUUUCAAACUAAGCUCUAAUUAAGCACACAAAAUGAUCAUACAAGCGAAUAACUACAAAGAUCCUCAAUGGGAAAUAACAAAACAUGGUUCAAUGAUUCAGAUCAAUUUAAGAUAAAGUCUCAAUAAACAUUAAAUUCAAUGGAUAAGAAAGAUGAAUUCAAAAGUAGAUACCUUUGCUGCUGUUGA